Corythoichthys intestinalis (scribbled pipefish) is the source of this 3455-nucleotide messenger RNA. RefSeq names its product NOP2/Sun RNA methyltransferase 4 (gene nsun4). The record is from RefSeq and is a predicted model, not a curated record. Gene Ontology annotation, cellular component: mitochondrial large ribosomal subunit. The transcript is spliced from 8 exons. The coding region runs from base 52 to 1257 and encodes 401 amino acids. Lineage: Eukaryota; Metazoa; Chordata; Actinopteri; Syngnathiformes; Syngnathidae. Gene Ontology annotation, molecular function: RNA methyltransferase activity. Gene Ontology annotation, biological process: rRNA methylation.
UUGGAGACGUUAGAGCAAUGUCGGACAGAAGAAACCGACGUACCUGAGAAAAUGGCGCUGCGCUUAGAUGCCAGACUAUUAAUGGGAAAAAUUAGAGAUUUAAGGUGUUUUACGUCCAGGAGACAUCGAAUCAAAGAAAAAUGGGCUGCUACCCGCCCCAAGCACCCUCCAACUAGUUUAGCCCUGCAACAUUUUGACGUGACCUACAGCAGUCAGCUGGGUCAGCUCUGGCCAUCUGUUCGAGUUGCCCUGCUCUCAGAGAGAAAGUAUGGAGCUCUGCUGAACAAUUUCUGCACCCAUGAUUUUGAGGAAGAUCUUACUUCUCAAGGAUGCAGAGACUUUGUUUCUGAUAUGGUCACAAAAGAGCAUUCAUGCAAGGAGAGAGAGACAGAAGUGGAAGUCAGUGAAAAUUCCACUUUAACAGCUGCGGAAAAAUGUGAUGUUAUUGGGCAGCAUCAAUUAGCAGCACCACGCCUCAGCCCAAACAUCAAAUGCUUAGUCUUUCCAAGAGGUGAUAUCACACGAUUCAAACCAGCUAGACCAGACGCAUAUGGAUUAUUAUCUUACUACUUGAUGGAUGCGGCAUCAGUGUUACCUUGCCUUGCCCUGGAUGUUCAUGAGGGUCACACCCUGUUGGACCUCUGCGCUGCCCCAGGAGGAAAGACACUGGCUUUACUCCAAAGCCAGGCCAUUGGUUUUUUGUGUUUGAAUGACUCCUCUGUCUCUCGGACAUUACGGCUAAGGAAGGUGCUCCACAGCUACGUACCUAAAGAGCUUUUGACCAAUAAGAAUCUACGCAUCACUUCCUUAGAUGGCACCAAAUGGGGCGAAAUAGAGCAGAAUACUUUUGACAGAGUGCUCGUUGAUGUUCCCUGUACCACAGACCGACAUUCACUCAUGGAAGAUGACAACAACAUAUUUAGUAAGAACAGAAUGGGCGAGAGGCGACGUCUGCCGCAAUUACAGCUGCAGCUACUGCUUGCAGGAUUGGUGGCAGCGCGUCCAGGUGGUGAGAUCGUCUACUCCACAUGCACGCUUUCUCAAAUCCAGAAUGUUGGCGUGGUUGAACAAGCCAUCCAGUUGGCACAUGAGAACUAUGGCAUCCAGCUUCAGGUUGUAGACCUGCACCCCCUGACGCACAUGUUCAAGAAUACCUUCCACUUCGCUUCUGACCUCCGUCUGGGUGAGAUGGUCAUCCCACACUUAGCUGCUAACUUUGGACCCAUAUAUAUGUGUAAACUCAAGAGGCUCACGUAGAACUCUGAUUGUGUGGAGGGACACUCAGUAUUUGGAAUGGUUACAUUUGACACCUGUACUAGUAUGUUCAUAUGAAUGUGAAUGUAAAGAAUCACAAUAAAAUCGCAGGAAACUUUGACAUGCAAAAAAAUAGGGAGCUUUUAGUGGAUUGGUAAGAAACUUGGAACUUUGUUUGCUACGCUACGCUAUGCCCACGAAGUUCAACAGUAGACACGUCAUGUUUUUUACGGGCGCUGCCCCCCCCCCCCCCCCCCCACCCCCAAACAUACACAUGGAAUCUCCCGAUAGAUUUUUUAAACUUCAGAUCCGAUUGGAUUUUUCCAUGAUAUUUUAAUAAUACCGAUCUGACUCUGAUUCGAUACCUACAGUGGGGAGAACAAGUAUUUGAUACACUGCCGAUUUUGCUGGUUUUCCCACUUGCAAGCCUUGUAGAGGUCUGUAAUUUGUAUCAUAAGUUCUCUUCAAGUGUGAGGGAUGGAAUCUAAUACAUAAAUCCAGAAAAUCACAUUGUAUAAUUUUUAAAUAAUAAAUUUGUAUUUAACUGCAUGAAAUAAGUAUUUGAUACAUUACCAACUAGUAAAUAUUUCGGCUCUCAGUUCUUUUUUUAAGAACCCCUCCUGUUCUCCACUCAUUACCAGAAGUAACUGCACCUGUUUGAACUUGUUACCUGUAUAAAAGACACCUGUUCACAUGCUCAAACAAACAAACAAACAAACUCCAACCUCUCGACAAUGGCCAAGACCAAAGAGCUGUGUAAGGACAUCAGGGAUAAAAUAAUAGACCUGCACAAGGCUGGGAUGGGCUACAGGAAAAUACGCAAGCAGCUUGGUGAGAAGGUAACAACUGUUGGAGCGAUUAUUAGAAAAUGGAAGAAGUUCAAGUUGACGGUCAAUCUGCCUUGUUUUGGGGCUCCAUGCAAGAUCUGUAUAUUUUUUUAUAUUUUUAGACCAUUGAAAAUUAUGCAACCAGUAUUGCAUAUUGCUAUACUGUUUAUUUUGGUUCACAAAAUUAACUGUAUUGAAACAAACUUUCUCUGCCAACUGUGUUAUGAAAAUACAUUAAAUAAAUAUAUAAAUCCCACAUCCUUCCAACACUACAGCUAUAAUACAUACAGUGGGGAGAACAAGUAUUUGAUACACUGCCGAUUUUGCUGGUUUUCCCACUUGCAAAGCAUGUAGAGGUCUGUAAUUUGUAUCAUAAAUUCUCUUCAAAUGUGAGGGACGGAAUCUAAUACAAAAAAACAAAGUCACGUUGUAUGAUUUUUAAAUAAUUUGCAUUUAAUUGCAUGAAAUAAGUAUUUGAUACAUCACAAAAAUCAAACUUAAUAUUUGGUACAGAAACCUUUGUUUACUAUUACAGAUACCAAACAUUUCCUGUAGUCCUUGACAAGGUUUGCACACACUGCAGCAGGGAUUUUGGCCCACUCCUCCAUGCAGAUCUUCUCCAGAGCCUUCAGGUUUCGGGCUGCUGCCGGGCAACACAGACUUUCAGCUCCCUCCAUAGAUUUUCUAUCGGGUUCAGAUCUGGUGACUGGCUAGGCCACUCCGGGACCUUAACAUGCUUCUUACAGAGCCACCCUUUAGUUGCCUUGGCUGUGUGCUUUGGGUCGUUGUCAUGCUGGAAGACCCAGCCACGACCCGUCUUCAGGGCUCUCACUGAAGGAAAGCGGUUGUCAGCCAAGAUCUUGCGAUACAUAGCCCCAUCCAUCCUCCCCUCAAUACGGUGCAGUUGUCCUGUACCCUUGGCAGAGAAGCAGCCCUAAAAAAUGAUGUUUCCUCCUCCGUGUUUCACGGUUGGGAUGGUGUUCUUGGGGUUGUACUCAUCCUUCUUUUUCCUCCAAACACGACGAGCCGAGUUUAGACCAAAAAGUUCAAUUUUGGUCUAAACUCGGCUUCAUGACCUCCCAUUGCUCCUCUGGAUCAUCCAGAUGGUCAGUGGCAAACUUCAGACGUGUCUGGACAUGCACUGACUUCAGCAGCAGGACCUUGCGUGUGCUGUAGGAUUUUAAUCCAUGAUGGCGUAAUGUGUUUCCGAUGGUUUUCUUCGAGACUGUGGUUCCAGCUCUCUUCAGGUCAUUGACCAGGUCCUGCCGUGUAGUUCUGGGCUGAUCCCUCACCUUCCUCAUGAUCAGUGAUGCCCCACAAGGUGAGAUCUUGCAUGGAGCCCCAGAACGAGGCAGAUUGACCGUCAACUUGAAC